AUUAUGCAGGUUUAUUGCUGGAAAGGUCUUCUAUUUUCAGCUAGACAAGACUUGGAAGGGUUUUCUAGAUUUACUGAAUUUGGUAUUGAAGGAGUAGUGCCUCUGGAACUUUUGACACCUGAAGAGCGAUCUAAAUACCAAGCUAAACCAAAUGACAAGUCUAAACGUGCUAAAAAGGAAAAAACAAAGCGUGCUGCACAUCAAGUAGAAGAAAAUCAGAUUGCAACAGCUGCAAAUGAGAUAGAUGGUGAAGGAAUCAGAGCUGUGCUUGAAGCCUCAGUGACACCAACGGACACUGAUGCCACUGUUGCAACUGGUGACAUGUCCCAAGGUGGUAGUCCAAUCCCCGAUGAACAUCAGAAGCAAAUCUCUGAUACGGAUGUAGGUCAAGAGGCAGGCCAGAUGGAAGCAGAUGCUGAAGUCGAGGCUGGGAUGAUUGACGGUGGAAUGGACACGGAGGUUGAUUUAGAUCCAGUUGGCUGAGAAAUGUAAUAGAUGGUUUCUUCUUGUUUGCAUAGCAUAUGUAAGAGGAGUAUUUGAUUGAAAGGAGGUGGCAUAUUUGACAAUCCUACAAUAGGAACCAAAUUUGACAAAUGUUUUGUAACUAGGAUGUGGGUGUGUUCCUUGGUCAAUUAACUUGUACUAUGGCAUAUAUUUCAUGC
Prunus mume (Japanese apricot) is the source of this 662-nucleotide messenger RNA. The record is from RefSeq and is a predicted model, not a curated record. Lineage: Eukaryota; Viridiplantae; Streptophyta; Magnoliopsida; Rosales; Rosaceae.